This is a messenger RNA of Lecanosticta acicola, 1671 nucleotides long. Lineage: Eukaryota; Fungi; Ascomycota; Dothideomycetes; Mycosphaerellales; Mycosphaerellaceae. The record is from the annotation of a GenBank genome assembly.
AUGGAUGGAUAUCGUACCUUCGGACCGGGCUCUGAGGAUGAGGACGCAACGGAAACUGGCUCCCUCCGGGACAGAAACCCACGCGAAGACUCAAUAGAAGCACGGCGGCGACGAAAUAUCGACCAUGCAUCGCUCAUUGCCUUUUACGCCGGCCACGCGCUCUUCAUGGCUAACAACCGCGGGUACGAAUUUGCUUCCGUCCUAUUCACGGCCUCAGCGUUCCCGCACACACUGGUAGCUGCUUCGCUAAGGGGCCUAUCCGCCCAUCUGGCUUCAGUCUUAUUUUCGCCGAGCGUAGGACGAUGGUGUGAUGCCCAUGCUUCUCGCAUCCGGCCAGUACAGAUCUGCAUCGUCAUGCAGAGAUUUUGCAUCGCAUUGGCGUGUUUGGGAUGGGCGUUGAUUGUGCAAGAAAGCGAGGCAUGUCUUGAUCCAGGAUUCCGGGGCCAGCCAGACGUAUCGACAUGGAAGAGGACGACAUUCGCAGUGUUGCUCUUGCUCGGAAUGUUGGAGAGACUAUCUGCAGUUGGCAAUCAGAUCGUCGUCGAAAGGGACUGGCUUCCAUUGCUCGCUGAAAGGAACUGGCUUCCGCGGCUCGCUGAAAGGUCGAGUCCCUCGGGCACAGCCCCAGACUCACCCUCACCUAAGCCGCUUCUACACACUACUACAGAAGAAGAUCCAUUGUUGAGUGGUAAACCGCCGAGGCUCCACAAUCUCAACGCUACCACGAAGCUCAUUGAUCUCGUCACAAAGCUAGUGACACCUCUAGCCGUCAGCGCCAUCGCCAUUGGAUUCACGAGCACAAGAUGGGUAGCAGGGAUAUUGGCCCUCACCCAGCUCCUCUCUUGCCCAUUAGAACUGUACCUUACGCAUCUGGUCUGGACCGCGUGUCCAGCACUCCAAAAACCCAAGGCCGGAUCCCAGAUUACCUCCGCAACGUCGCCUGAAGAAGACCAGCAGGUAGCAACACUCAGCCAGCGUUUCAAAACAGACCUGACAGCAUGGUCCCACAGCCUCCGGAUAUACAUCAGAAGCACCGCCUUACUCCCCUCCCUAGCCUUUGCGCUCGAACCCUUCUCAGUCCUCACGCUCGCCGGAAGUAUGACUUCCUACCUCCUCGUUGCCCAAUUUCCGCUCACGCACAUCACCGCCGCCAGGGCAGCAAGUACCAUCGUCGAGAUCUCCUCUACGAUACUAACACCUCUCCUGAUAGCAUGGCACUCGCGCCGCAACAAAGACCCACCCGAGGAUCCCUCAAACCUACGCUCCCUAACAUUCGUCGGCCUCCUCGGUCUCUCCUGGCAAUUCAUCCUCCUGAUUCCCGCGACAACACUUCUGAUGCUCCUCGGAAACACAUCCUCGACAGGAUUCCCAUCGGCGGCUGCUGCGAAAUUCCCGGCCAUCUUGUUCACCACCCUCGCCCUCUCGCGUUUAGGUCCUUUCGCGUACUCCCUCGUCUCGCAACAGAUCGUCCAGCUCCAAGUCCCCUCUCACGAGCGAAUGCAAUUCUCCGGCGUCGAAAUGGCAUUGAUCGACCUCUCUGAGCUCGCGAGAUGGGGAAUGCUGGGGAUCUUCGGAGCGCCGAGCCAAUUUCGCUGGGCCGCGGUGAUCAGUUUCUGUUCCGUGGGAUUAUCGGUGGGGAUGUUUGCCGUUUGGAAGGAGAAGAAGAAAUGA